Molecule: messenger RNA, 4342 nt
Organism: Carassius gibelio (silver crucian carp)
Lineage: Eukaryota; Metazoa; Chordata; Actinopteri; Cypriniformes; Cyprinidae
Product: mitogen-activated protein kinase 9
Exons: 12
Coding region: 323-1591 (422 amino acids)
Biological process (GO): JNK cascade; protein phosphorylation
Cellular component (GO): cytoplasm; nucleus
Molecular function (GO): JUN kinase activity; ATP binding
Source: RefSeq, a predicted model, not a curated record
CGUCAUCCCUGCCCAGCGAGGGUGAGUGUAUGUGUGUGUGAGAGAGAGACGCCGAAAAAUUACUGUCCCUCCGCCCCUGCAGUCAUGCCACACUCUGGAUUUCACUGUCAAGCGUCUUGAAAGAGAAAGAAAUCGGACUUGGCCGGCAUUAAGGACGACGGUGUUUAACGUGGAAGCGAUAAACGCCGACACUUCCGCGGUUCAGAGGAUUUGUUUGCUGGCGUGCUUGCGCGUGUUUGUAUGUAUGGGAGUGAAGUGGAGAAAGCGAGGAGAAGAAGAAGAGGAGGUUUGAUUUAUCUAGAGGCACGCAGUGGGAGGAGCCAUGGACGAGGGGGAGGGGCGGUUCUACAGCGUGCAGGUGGGUGACUCCACCUUUACAGUGCUCAGAAGGUACCAGCAGCUCCGCGCCAUCGGAUCCGGUGCCCAGGGUAUCGUCUGUUCUGCUCUGGACACCGUACUUGGCAUCCCAGUGGCUGUGAAGAAACUGAGCCGGCCCUUUCAAAACCAGACCCAUGCGAAGAGGGCUUACAGAGAGCUGGUUCUGCUCAAGUGUGUUAAUCACAAGAACAUCAUCCAUUUGCUUAAUGUCUUCACACCCCAGAAGUCAUUGGAAGAGUUUCAGGAUUUGUACUUGGUAAUGGAGCUGAUGGACGCCAGCCUUUGUCAGGUGAUCCACAUGGACCUGGACCAUGAGAGGAUGUCUUAUCUGCUCUACCAGAUCCUGUGUGGCAUCCGACAUCUACACUCAGCUGGCAUCAUUCACAGGGAUCUGAAGCCCAGUAACAUUGUAGUGAAGUCUGACUGCACUUUAAAGAUCUUAGACUUUGGGCUGGCCAGAACCGCCUGCACUAACUUCAUGAUGACACCCUAUGUGGUAACCAGAUACUACAGAGCACCAGAGGUCAUCUUGGGCAUGAAAUAUAAGGAGAAUGUGGAUAUCUGGUCGGUGGGCUGCAUCAUGGGUGAGAUGGUCAAAGGAAGUGUCAUAUUCCAGGGCACUGAUCAUAUUGACCAGUGGAAUAAAGUGAUUGAGGUUCUGGGAACCCCCUCUCUGGAGUUUAUGAACCGUUUGAUGGAGACUGUAAGGAACUAUGUGAUGAACAAACCCCAGUUUCCUGGAGUCAGUUUUAAUGAGCUUUUUCCCGAUUGGGCCUUCCCUUCAGAGACCGAGCAUGACAAGAUCAAAACUAGUCAAGCGCGAGACCUGCUGUCCAAGAUGCUGGUAAUCGACCCUGAAAGCCGCAUCUCUGUGCAGGAAGCCCUCAGUCACCCCUACAUCCAUGUGUGGUAUGACCCAGCCGAGGCCGAUGCGCCUCCUCCGCAGAUAUCAGACAAGCAGUUGGAGGAGCGGGAACACAGCAUUGAGCAGUGGAAAGAGUUGAUUUAUAAAGAAGUAAUGGACUGGGAGGAGAGGAACAAGAACGGAUUGACGAAAGAGGAGUGUUUAGUAGAUGGUACAGUGAACAGCAGCACCACUGCCUCCCAGUCAUCCUCUAUUAAUGACAUCUCGUCCAUGUCGACGGAGCACACAUUGGCGUCAGACACCGACAGCUCCUACAUUGACACCCUCACAGGACCGUUAGAGGAGUGAUUUCCACCUCCCCUGUAUUCUCACUUAUGUCAUAUCCCUCAUCUGCGGCUGUGUGGGCCAUGCCGUGGUCUUGACUGAAGAGAUCUGUGGGUGCAUGAUUAUACCGCUUCGACUUUACACUCAUAAUCCUUCACUCAUGCUUUUAAGGUUCAGUUUUUCUCACAUAUACAGACAGUUGUGUAAUACUAGCCUUUAGACACGUCUGUAGUGGCUAAACCUCAGAUUACACACCAACAGCGACUUCAUUGUUCAGUUCUUUUGUUUAACUGGAUCUUCACAGUUUUAUGUAUUUUUUAAAUAUCUCCGAUUAUAAAAGGGCAAAUAAUAGGUAAUUGGUUUAUGCUUUAAUGCAUUCACAUUUCACUUCAUAAAAACAAAUAUUAAUUCAUCUUCUGGCGUUAUUGCUGCAGCAUGUGUAAUAUCUGGAUUUAUCCCUGUCAUUUAUGUCCCAUCUCUCUCUCUGUGCAAUGUAGCUUUUAUUACCAUUCAUUUCAUUACCUAAAAGAAGCACAGAUAUUAAUGAUUGGACAACAUUAUAGCUAGUCAGCCCAUUUUGGAAUUAGUUCAUGUUACAAAUAUUGUUGCGUAAAAUUAACAGAAGAACACUUACUAGACAGUGUAACUACAGAUCACUGAAAUAUGCUUAAACACACCUAGAAACGGAACAAUAGUGCCUGCUUCUGUACACGGUCACCAAACCCCAAUUUUAAAAGAGAACCUAAUGAUGCUUUUCAGUUGGUUAGGGUGUAGUCAUGUGUACAUAUAUACGUAUAUAGAUUUUUUGUAAAUGUUUUGUGCCAGUUUUCCUUUCUUUAUGCUGUGGAAAGAAUUUUACAGCUUCUGAAUAUGUUUUAGCUUAUGUACUGUAAAACAAACUAGGUAGAUGGAACUUGAAAUUGCACAUAAAUGUUUAAAAGUGAGCAUAUUUGGUUUAAAAUUAACAAAAUUUGCACCCAGAUCUCAAUUGGAAAAUGAUGCAACAUCGUAAUCAAAGCCUUGUUCCUCAUUCCUAGAGUAAUUAAUCACCACUGACAAGAUUGUAUGUUAAAUUGCAUGAGCCAAUGCAAAACAUUGUUUUUUCAAUCUCUUCCAACUUGAAAAGCCCAUAAGAAUGUAGUUCAAAGUAAAUAUAUGGGUUUUCUUUUUCUUUUUUCUUUUUUUCUUUUUUAAAUAGACUUAGCUGUUUUUUUAUUUCUUCAGUUUCUUCUUCUUGAAGAUGUCCUUUCAAUGAAACACUGAAGGAUUUUCGUGUUUUGUAUGGAUCAUCAAAGCCAUAUAAUUUAAUUUCCUUUAUAUGUGUCUCUAUAGCAUUAGGUUACUGUUUACAGACUUGUGAUUCAGUGAUGUACUGUGGGUAACCAUGCACUUACAACCCUGUUUUGGACUGUGAUUCUUUAACAUUGUAUUCAGGAUGGAAGCCCACCCAUUCAUCAGUUUCGUAAACCUUUCUGCUUUCUUUGCUUUCCAGUGUUGUAGAUAUGUAUGAUGAUAUGUCCUGUACUUUACAUUCAUUUUUAUGCAUGAUAGAACAAGCUAUCUUCAUCAAAGACUUGAGGAGAUUGCAGAAACCUGUCCUCUGGUUGUAGGAGAUCAUUGGAGAGCCUCUGGACGAUAAUAUGAGUGUAUUGUUGAGUUUGUGUGCCUCCAAGCUCUUCUGACAGACUGAGACCAUGCAUCACCAUAAUUUCAUGCCUUAAGGUUCUCACUAUCAGCAUCUCUACAGCUUUGCCUGGAGAUCACAAAAUUAUUGAUUGUAAUGUAACUACAAUUAAGUUCUUUUUCAGCAGGCUGGAUUGUUUUCUACUACGAUGCCACUGUGUCGGUUUUCUCAAACAUCACAUUUCUUGGUCUCCUUGGGAUUGUGAGAUUUAUUUUGGUGCUUCACCUUACUGUUACAACAGUAAUUCUAACAGUAGUAAUGAUGAAUUAAAACAACGCAAUGGCGCGUUGUGUUCCAUUUUCAUUUUGGAGCUCAUGUACAUUAGAGUCGCUGGUGUGGACUCAUUGAUUCCUGUUAUGAACACUAGUGAUGGACCUCCGGGGCAUUGAGACCUUCAAGACAAUGAACAAAACUGGCUCACUUUCUCAUGUGCUUACUUUCUUUUCUUUUAGGUGUCUGUUUGAGAACAACAUUGUUUUUGUCACUGAUAAUCUGUCACUAGAGGUGGAAUCAGUAAUGACUUAAGUUAUUCACUUUUUAGAUAUUCAUUUCUCAGACUAUCUUCCUUAAGGCCAAUUCACACUCCACUAAUAGAUGCUGACAGCCAACCGAUUACAGUAUGUCACUUCUCAGACAUUCAACCCCCCAAUAAACGCAGAUUUGAUUUGUUCAGUUGGCAAAAACAAGCACUGGCCAAUGGUAACAGACACCAACAGGGUUGACACACUGAUCUGACAAAUGUGUUUGGUUGUCAUGUCUGUCGUGCACUGUGAGUUGGCCUCAAGAACACCGUUCUCAUGGUCAUCAAUCAAAAUCUCAGUCAAAUCCUGUAAAAUUAUUCGAUAUAACUGUUCUUUGCUAGUAAUGUCUGUUUAGCUUUCAUGUGUUUUGUAUUGUUGUGCUACAUUGGGGUGCCCCAUUAGUGGACUAUGAUGGGAGUUACCCAAACCAGAAACCUGUCUGAAACAUAUGCAAAACCUUAAAUGAUCCUCUAGCUACAGUAAUAGAGUGACACGUCGUUUCUCUGUGAAAAGAAAAAAGAAAUGAAACAUCUGUAAUGACUGGACAAAUAAACAGCUUGAAGUACUGAU